AUGCCUGGGGUUGUGAAUUAUAAAUCAGUGACAGGUCCAGUGGGAAUUGUAAGAUUCUUUGAAAUCUUUCUCUCGUGUACAGCUUUCAGCCUGGUCGCCCACGUGAGGCAAUACAGCGGAUCUUAUGGAGGUUGGUGCAUGUUUUCCUGGUGCUUCUCAUUCACUGUCUCAGUUCUGAUUGUCUUGCUGGAGCUGACAGCCCUGAACUCAAGGAUUCCGAUAUCCUGGGAUGACUUCACAGCUUCCUUUGCAAUGCUUGCUACACUGAUGAACUUAACAGCCUCAAUUAUCUACCCAACCAUUUUCCUCACGCCCAACGUUCAGGCCGGCGAAGACUUUAAAAUAGCUGCCACUGUCAUGAGUUGCUUGUGCUUUGUUGCUUAUGCGAUCGAAGUUGGCCUUACCCGGGCAAGACCUGGUGAAAUCAGUGGAUUUUUAAAGACUGUUCCUGGACUCCUGAAAGUGUUGGAAGCUUUCAUUGCCUGUAUUAUCUUCGUGAUUAUCGAGGGCUCGUAUCACGUCAAUGCCGGGCGGCAGUGGUGCAUGGCUGUGUAUUGCAUAUGCUUCAUCAUCACCUUUUCCAUUAUCAUUCUAACCAUAGCAAAACUCAUUACAAGGCUACCCUUUCCAAUUGAGAGAUUUUUGACAGUCUAUAACAUAAUGGCUGUAUUAAUGUACCUUACUGCAGCAAUCAUCUGGCCAGUCUUUUGUUUCAGUGAACACUAUGGCCAGCCAACCAGACCAUCCUACUGUGGCAAAAGCCACUGCAAAUGGGACAAUCAGGUCAUAGUAACUGUGUUAACCUUUGCAAAUCUUAUUGUAUACAUUGUGGAUCUGGUUUAUUCUGCCAGGUUAGUGUUUGUAUCUCAAGCAUAG
Hemiscyllium ocellatum (epaulette shark) is the source of this 876-nucleotide messenger RNA. RefSeq names its product myeloid-associated differentiation marker homolog. The transcript has a single exon. Lineage: Eukaryota; Metazoa; Chordata; Chondrichthyes; Orectolobiformes; Hemiscylliidae. The record is from RefSeq and is a predicted model, not a curated record. The coding region runs from base 1 to 876 and encodes 291 amino acids. Gene Ontology annotation, cellular component: membrane.